AUGUCGUCCGACUUCUGGGCGGGAUAUAUCAGCGGUGCCCUUGGCAUUGUCAUUGGCAAUCCGCUCGAUGUGAUCAAGGUCCGACUGCAGGCCGGCAAUGUAGAUGGCUCAUCUUCUCAGUCACAGUUAACCCGUUUUGAGAAAGCCAGCUCUCUUGUUCGGGGUGCUGCUGCCCCGAUCCUUGGCUAUGGAGCUCUCAAUGCUCUUCUCUUCGUGGCCUACAACAGGUCCUUGGUUGCAAUGGAUAGCUCAGUGACCGACCCCACCAAUCCAGUAGGUGUCCCAUUAUACAAAAUAUGGAUUGCCGGCGCCGUGGGUGGCCUGGCCAGCUGGACUGUCUCGUCUCCAACCGAGUUCAUCAAGUGCCGAGCGCAGUUGGACUCUCGCCCAGAGGUAUCUUCAUGGAAGGUCGCCAAGGAUAUUUACCGCACGCGUGGCUGGAGGGGGCUUUACUAUGCUGGUGGCAUUACUAGUGCGAGAGACUCAAUUGGUUACGGAUUCUACUUUUGGUCUUACGAACUUUGCAAGCGGCUCAUGACAUCCGAAGAUGACGGCACACAUCAGGCCGCUUUGAAGGUUCUUCUCUGUGGAGGCAUUGCAGGUGUUGUCACUUGGGGUUCAGUGUUUCCUUUGGAUAUGGUCAAGACUCGUCUGCAGGCACAGACGAUCAACCACUCCCCCACGGGAACAGCCACUGAAGGGCAAUCUCUGCUGCAAUCACAGCACCGGACAAUGAGUACGAUGCAGAUUGCCCGGGAAACUUACCGCACGGAAGGUGUGGCUGCUUUUUAUCGCGGUCUGGGAGUUUGCAGUAUUAGAGCGUUUAUCGUGAAUGCCGUCCAGGUUGGUCUUUAG
Penicillium lagena is the source of this 855-nucleotide messenger RNA. RefSeq lists its product as uncharacterized. Gene Ontology annotation, biological process: transmembrane transport. The record is from RefSeq and is a predicted model, not a curated record. Gene Ontology annotation, molecular function: transmembrane transporter activity. Lineage: Eukaryota; Fungi; Ascomycota; Eurotiomycetes; Eurotiales; Aspergillaceae. The coding region runs from base 1 to 855 and encodes 284 amino acids. The transcript is spliced from 3 exons.